This is a messenger RNA of Engraulis encrasicolus (European anchovy), 774 nucleotides long. RefSeq lists its product as uncharacterized. Lineage: Eukaryota; Metazoa; Chordata; Actinopteri; Clupeiformes; Engraulidae. The coding region runs from base 379 to 774 and encodes 131 amino acids. The record is from RefSeq and is a predicted model, not a curated record. The transcript is spliced from 3 exons.
GGGAGUUGUGUGUUGCCAGAGCAAUGGGUGUAGGAUACUGUGGCAAGACUUUGGUCCACAUACAGUAGUCAAGACCAACUCGACAUAGCUGCUACUAUGACUGGAUAAUGGAAACCCAUCACAACAUGGAUUGCCUCCUCAUGACCAACAGCAUCCUCUGCAUUCUUUGGAAAUGGAGGAUUUGUGAAUACACAGUCGUGCAAUAACAAUGCAUAAUUGACUUGGCUGAGACGUGCAUCCAAUUAUCUUUCCAGCAAUGCACCGUCGGAAUAUGUGCUUGGCACUCUAGUAUUUGACCGUUUCCCCAGCGGGCUCCAGAGAGGUGGGGCUUCCCGGCCUCAGCAGACAAGUGGUCAGGGCGUGCCUCCUCAGAGAGCAAUGUCCCAGCACUCAGCAGCAGCAGGAGGAGAAGCAGGAGCAACACCAGGAGCAGCAUCAACAGCAGGAGCAACAGGAGCAGCAGGAGCAGCAGCAGCAGCAGCAGCAACAACAGGAUCACCAGCAGCAGCAGCAGCAGCAGCUCAACCAUCAGGAGGGGCACGAGCUGCGCCAUCCACUGCACAAUACAAGAAGAAGCAGAGACCAGCCAAGAAGAAGCAACAGCCGCAACAGAAGCAGCAGCCGCAACAGCAGCCGCAGCAGCAACAACAGCCGCAGCAACAGCAGCAGCAGCAAAACCAACAACAGCAAAACCAACAACAACAGCACAGCACCAGAGGAAGCAGCAAGAAGAAGCAGCAGCCACAGCAGCCUCAGCAGCCACAACAGCAAUAG